Messenger RNA from Galendromus occidentalis (western predatory mite), 1542 nucleotides. Its product is annotated as glycine receptor subunit alpha-2-like. The record is from RefSeq and is a predicted model, not a curated record. Gene Ontology annotation, biological process: monoatomic ion transmembrane transport. The transcript has a single exon. Lineage: Eukaryota; Metazoa; Arthropoda; Arachnida; Mesostigmata; Phytoseiidae. Gene Ontology annotation, molecular function: transmembrane signaling receptor activity; extracellular ligand-gated monoatomic ion channel activity. Gene Ontology annotation, cellular component: membrane. The coding region runs from base 1 to 1542 and encodes 513 amino acids.
AUGAUCUCAAACAGGGAACUUAUCACCCCAAUUAUCCAUCUCAUCUGCCUUGCUAUAUCAAGGAGUGCCGAAGGCGUGAAGGAGCCUCCGGUCGAAGAUCCAGAACCUCUGAGUCCUGUUGAACGACGCUCCUCGCCUCUUAACCUCGAGACAAACUUCAUCCUGGAGGGUUUCGGUGACUUCAGGCCCAUCGAAAUGGAUUUUGAGAUCGACAUCAGCAUCAACAUGUCAUGGAGCCUGAGGAAAGCGGUCUGUGAGUUAUAUGAGCAGGCGUUAAUGCACGAUGGGGUGAAUACUAGCGCCGAUGGGACGUUAGUUAUUCCACCGAGGAGAUUGACGAAAAACAUCUACUGGCUCCCCGACCUUCUCCUGGUCGAGGCGAAGUCGGCAGAAAUGUCGUCCGAUAUGAUCUACACGAUAAACGGUAAAUUCAAAAGACGUCGAGAUUGCUCUCAGAGCGAGAUGAUCGUUCUGUCUAAGCAGAAACUAGUUCUGGCCUGCCAGCUCGACCUCAGUAAGUUUCCCUUCGACAUACACACCUGCCCUCUGACACUGCGGAGCUUCUCACACAACAACGGCACGAUACGGAUGAAGAAAUCUACCCGAGUACCUGUUUUGAGGUUUGGCAACAAUCGUCUGCAAGAGUUUUCCUUCAGAGCUGAAGUCACAGAAAUCGAGAACGAUCUCAGCUGGUUCGACCCGACCACUCCGUACAGUAGCUUGAGGAUAGAAAUUUCCUUCAAGAGAAAAAUGCUCAAUGUCGUUCUGACAGCUUUCUUGCCGUGCUCAACAAUCGUGAUGGUAUCGAUGCUCGCGUAUCUGAUGGAUGUCAACGCAACCUACGAGAGAGUAGUUCUAACGAUGACCACGUCGCUCUCGCAGUACACGCUCCUGACGACGGUCCGAUCGUUCUUACCGCCCACCUCAUAUCUAACCCGCUGCGAUGUGUUCAUGUACGUUUCUCUGUUCUUCAAUCUAGCCAUGGUAAUCGAGUGUGCGACGAUCGAUAAAAUCAAUACUCACGAGAAGGAGAUUCUUCUCACCAAACCAGAACAGAUAGGCUUCGAAUACGUCAGCCCAACGCCGCGAAAUGCGAAAAAUCGCGAUAGCUCCGCUGGCGAGGAUUCUGAUUAUAUCGAUGUAGAUACCGCCCGUUCUGAUGGAGUUGGAGUAUCUUCAGGGCUCCGCGUGAGCCUGAAUAGCUUGAGACGGAUAACGCCGAAUGCGGCACUGAAAUUACCGGCGCCCUCAGCUACUCGAGCGAAAAGGAAAAAUCGAUCGAAUCGCGUCAGUCCAGCCCCGAGACUCAUCACACCGUGGUCCAACACGAGAAGUGAUUCGGCUAUCUCUUUGCGUAACGCUGUCUGUCCGGAUCACUUGUUCCGGAACAUAAUAGGACCAAGAGCCGAGCGCGUAGAUAAGAUCUUCAAGAUGGUUCUGUCGCUAGCUUACCUCGGAUUCCAAGCGUGCUUUUGGGCAGCACAUUUAGAUUUCUUGACAGGGGUCCAAAUGAUUUCGAGGAACAAUUUCAAUCAACUCUGA